Molecule: messenger RNA, 504 nt
Organism: Penicillium bovifimosum
Lineage: Eukaryota; Fungi; Ascomycota; Eurotiomycetes; Eurotiales; Aspergillaceae
Exons: 4
Coding region: 1-504 (167 amino acids)
Cellular component (GO): mitochondrial outer membrane
Molecular function (GO): nascent polypeptide-associated complex binding
Source: RefSeq, a predicted model, not a curated record
AUGUCUUACGCCGACGCAGCCGCAAAGGGCCCCAAGCAAUCGCCCGAGGAAGCCCGUGCCCCCCCUAUGGGUGGAGUCUACCACGAUGAAUCCGAAAGCACAGCCUCGUUGAUCGAUGUUGAUGGACCCCACGUGCAAACAGUGGAACCCGAGUUCCUUGAGCAAGACGUUCAGACCACAACCCAGGCCGAGCGCAUAGAGCGCGAAGCCGAGGAGAAGGAGAAACGCAAGCGCGAAGAAGAGGAACAGAAGAGGGCCAAGGCUUCCAAGUCCAAGAAGAGCAGCGGUAUCUGUGAAAACAGCAGCAACCCUGUCUUCCUGGCUAACGCCGCCAUCGCGACUGUGAUUGGCGCAGGCCUCGGCUUCGGUGCCUACAAGCAACACGCACGGGGCAACCUCUCCUGGGAGCUGGUCGGCCUGUCUGCUGGUGCCGUUGGUGUCUUUGGUGCUGUGGACUACUUUGUCAGCAAAUGGUUCCUGCAGAACAAGUUCCCCCCGAAAUAG